ACCUUUGGAGGGCUGUUUGUGCAACAUUAUUCAAUGGUCCAAUAUGAAUUUGGCCAAUUCUUCCAGUAUGGAAGAAAUCUCUUUGGAUGAUGUGGACAGAACCAGCACAGAAUACAGAGUGCUCAUGGCCUAUGCCCAGCGCCGGCUGUCUGCCAGCAAAUAUGGGCAACUUUUAAAAAGGGAAGCAAAAGGCCAAGAGGGAUCACCCCUAGGCACAGAGGAUGUGGCAGUGGCCCCCAUAGAAGGCCUGUCUCCUGAGAGUCAAGAACAGCCUGCUAGAAAAAGAACAAAGAAGAAGAGGGGGAGGCCCAACUGGAAACACCUUCUGAUUCCUUCUUGUUUAAGACCACAAGCCAACGGUGAACUCCAGAACACACUUGGAUACUGUGAGGGUUCUGCAGAAAGACAUACAUGCAUGUCAAAGGUGGGAGUUGGAAGUGUGCCUACUUUUCCAGCAGAGGUGCAAGAUGAUUCAGACAUCACUCCCGUGGCAGACAGGCUUGCUGAAAUAGUUGAUAAUUAUAGGUCCUACCCUGAAAGUACAGGAUUCAAAUCAUUGGAACGUACUGUGAGCAUCGAAGAGGACUGUGGAGCCACCAGCAAACCUGUAGAUGAAGAAAAUGAUGGAAAAGAUGAGGAAGCAAAGAUAAUUGACACAAUAGUUGACUUGUUAAGAAAAUCAGGAGAUGAACUGCAGGAAAAGGUACAAAAAGAUAAGACUUUUUCUCAGUGUUUCUCAGACCUGAUGUCCUAUGCAUUCUUCACAAAAGUCGCUGACCAGUUCCUAGAAAAAGCAAUCGUAGAUUCAGCGACGGACUGUGAGGGCCAAGUUCAGAGCACCAAAAUUGCUUUUGCCAUGGAAGUCACAACCAGGCUUACUGCUAUGGACAGCCAUCCCAUGAAUAUUGUGCUGGGUUUUGGAACAAAAUACCUCAAGGAACAUUUCAGCUCUUGGAUCUAUAGCCAAGGUGGAUGGGAAAAGGCUUUAGGAUUACCAGAUGAGGAAGACGUGGAAUAAUGAAAGAACGUGUUCUUCAGAAGAUGUUCCUUAAUUUGGACUAGUUGUUUGGAAUGUGGAACAACAGGGAAAUCAUCCCCUCAAAAACUUUAAAAGCCUUGCGUCACAAUUGUCUGCAUGUUUAUACAGAAAGAAAUCCUACAACUUUCAGCAUUGCUCCAUCUAGCCAUGCUGGGAACUGCAGGACUUUUUUCUAUCUAAACAUGCAUAGGGUUGCACCCUUAGUCACUUUUGUAUUGGCAUGGAUACUUGAGUGCAUGUCCAAUGAUUUCUGUCCAAUGUUUUCUGAUGCUGCAGUAUAUUUCACUAGUCAACACUCAGCACAGUGGGGCAAAUGUCAGGAUCCACGGGCCAAGGAAGGCACCCUGGGGCUGAUGCUGUCUUUCCCUCACCCCUUUGUUCUUCUCUCUCUUAACCAAGAAGAACUGGGUGAAGUAGCUUUGCCAUCAUCAUUAUCCCAGUGCCCAUAGGAUUUCUGGCUUAAUGGUGGAAGCUGCAGCCACAUAAUCUCUUGCUUUGCUUCUAAGCCCUGGGCCGAGCACCUCACCUGUCCUUGCUGCUGUUGCUAUUCAGCCUGGUAAAUUUAUUUUGGGGGAAGAGAAGCAACAGGUUGCUGACAUCUUCAUGUUGCAAGAGGAUCCACUAGCGUGGUGCUUGGGGCCCACAGAAGACAAACCUAGUACCAACCCUGCUGUGACAUUCUAGUUCUUUUGCUUAACGGACUUUGAUGAUGCCUUAUUUAGGCUGAUACAUAUCUUUUCCUCCUCAGACAUUUGUAAAGGUGUAAGUGGAAAAUAACAAAAUAAAAUUGAUCAAAAAGGGGUCUGGGGAUGUAGGAUUGAUGGGUUCAGUCUGGGAAGAGGCCUAGAGUGAUGGUCUUUUAAUGAGGUAUUUUAAUAGUGCACAGAAAGAAAAGUUUUAUCAAAUAGUUUGUUCGUUGCUGCAACGUUUGGAGUGCUGAAACGCACAAUGGGGGAGAAUCUGUACCACUUCAGACCAGAUGAAGAGUUGAAUAUUUGUUUUAAUGUUUUCCCACAUGAAAAUUUCCUUGAAGAUACAAAAACUAGUACAUCAAGGACAGGAUUCUAGCUUAGUUUAGCUGUCUUUCCAAUUUACUGUGUGUAGGCCAAUUUUUUUUAUAUGGGUGAGCAUUCAAAUAUGUGACUACCCUACGUUCAAUCUGAAGUGAUACAGUCCAGGAAGAGUUGUACUAUGGGAUUCUCCCAAUGAUUUAUUUCGUGGUGUAAUUGCAAUUGCUGAAAUUCUUACUUCUAUGUAGCUAGGAAAAAAGUAAGAACAUUGCAGCCCUGGGAAUGGAGAGUUUUAAGAACAUUGCACAUUAAUCCCCUUUUAAUGUUUGUUGAAAUGUCUUGGGAGAAUUCUAGUUACUUGGGAAAACAGAACUUUUAAGCCUACCGCUGCCGAUAUUAAUUAUAUCAUACUUGAAACAAUUAUAAGUACUUGAAAGACUUUGAAAGCUAGGCAAUUAUCUGAUUUCAUUGCCUUUCCUUUUCUGUACCUUUCCACAGUAUUUCUUUACCUACAGAAGAGGUGUAAAUGAUUUUAUAACGUUAUAGCUCCCUGCCUUGUGUGUUCUGGAUCAGCUGUUGAGAUCAGGGCCCUCAAGGAAAUCUAACUGCUGGCCAGGGUUUACUAAAUGGUGUUGAAUGAUAGCAAAGCAGCAACAGUAAUGUUUCAAAUUAUAUCCAGUUAAUCCACUCCAUCAAAACUCUGUUUUACUAUGUGCAUCUUUAUCAAGAAGGUCAGUUCCACCUGGGAGUGGGCAUAACGUUUUCUUAAUCCCUCCCCUCUGUGACGUUUAGUUCUGCCUCUUCACUGGAUGAACCAGGAUGCUAGAAUGAAGUGCCAGACAGUAGAUGGCAUGAAUGUGGGUGGUAAACUAUAGCCAUACAAAAACAUCUGUAUCUAUUUUUUUUCUUUCAGUGUUCCUGGAUUAGGAUGACAGGGAUAGAAGACUGAUGGCCAAGAAGGCUGGUUUAUAUUUAAGAUAACUUUUAAUUUAAUCUGUAACCCACAAUGGCCCUGU
This is a messenger RNA of Elgaria multicarinata webbii, 3065 nucleotides long. RefSeq names its product BCL2 like 14 (gene BCL2L14). NCBI's taxonomy places the organism in Eukaryota, Metazoa, Chordata, Lepidosauria, Squamata, Anguidae. The record is from RefSeq and is a predicted model, not a curated record. Gene Ontology annotation, biological process: regulation of extrinsic apoptotic signaling pathway. The transcript has 6 exons. Bases 44 to 1018 code for a protein of 324 amino acids.